GCCCACCUCGGCCUCCCAAAGUGCUGGGAUUACAGGACUGAGCCACAGCAUUCGACCAGCUUUAGUGCAUCUUGUGAAGGACCUGGAAUGCUCGAUAUUUAGGUGUUUCCAGGGUGUUGGGGGGGGGUGGGGAUGCCGUCCGCCGUCCUGAGUCCCCGGCCCUGACAGUGCCUUUGAGACCCUGCCCACCUCCUUCUGCUUUUCCCCGUCUUUCGGCCAUUCUGUUUUGUUUCGUCUGCUCACUCUGGGGCAUGCCUGGGGAAAAGGAAACCGAAACUUGGCCACCGGAGCAGGCUCCCGCGGCAACGCCCCCUGACGUGUGUGGCUCAGGCUUAUAACAGGGCUGGCUGCUGCCUGCAGGAGCCAGUGGUUGAGAGGCAGCGAACUCAUCUUUGCCAGUACAGGAGCUCGUGCCGCGUCUCACAGCCCACAGCCAUGGUAAGGGAGAUGUCACAGAGCUGGGACCUGAAGGUGAAGAUGCUGGGGGGCAACGAGUUCCAGGUGUCCCUGAGCAACUCCAUGUCGGUGUCAGAGCUGAAGGCAAAGAUCGCCCAGAAGAUCGGCGUGCACGCCUUCCAGCAGCGUCUGGCUGUCCACCCCAGCGGCGCCACCCUGCAGGACAGGGUUCCCCUUGCCAACCAGGGCCUGGGCCCCGGCAGCACGGUCCUGCUGGUGGUGGACAAGUGCGAUGAACCUCUGAGCAUCCUGGUGAGGAACGACAAGGGCCGGAGCAGCACCUACGAGGUACAGCUGACGCAGACUGUGGCCCACCUGAAGCAGCAAGUGAGCCAGCAGGAGGGUGUGCAGGACGACCUGUUCUGGCUGACCUUCGAGGGGAAGCCCCUGGAGAAUCAGCUCCCGCUGGGGGAGUACGGCCUCAAGCCCCUGAGCACCGUGUUCAUGAAUCUGCGCCUGCGGGGAGGCGGCACAGAGCCUGGCGGGCAGAGCUAAGGGCCUCCACCAGCAUUCGAGCAAGAUCAAGGGCUGGAAAUAAAUGUUGUAAAGAGAAA
Molecule: messenger RNA, 1010 nt
Organism: Cercocebus atys (sooty mangabey)
Lineage: Eukaryota; Metazoa; Chordata; Mammalia; Primates; Cercopithecidae
Gene: ISG15
Product: ISG15 ubiquitin-like modifier
Exons: 2
Coding region: 436-951 (171 amino acids)
Biological process (GO): ubiquitin-dependent protein catabolic process
Cellular component (GO): cytosol
Molecular function (GO): polyubiquitin modification-dependent protein binding
Source: RefSeq, a predicted model, not a curated record